Molecule: messenger RNA, 945 nt
Organism: Lodderomyces oxycetoniae
Lineage: Eukaryota; Fungi; Ascomycota; Pichiomycetes; Serinales; Debaryomycetaceae
Product: trans-2-enoyl-CoA reductase (NADPH)
Exons: 1
Coding region: 1-945 (314 amino acids)
Biological process (GO): very long-chain fatty acid biosynthetic process
Molecular function (GO): oxidoreductase activity, acting on the CH-CH group of donors
Source: RefSeq, a predicted model, not a curated record
AUGACGACAAUUGAAGUCAAGUCUCGUUCCAAAUCGAUAAAAUCGUACUCUUCCAAUGAAUUGACCACGGACUCGUUAGUCGAGGAGUUGAUCGACGAGCUCAGCGCUGAUAAUCACCUUUCUAAGCACAGACUUAGGUUAACUAGAUUAGACCAAAAUGGUAAACAAGUUCCGUUAGUUGCCCAUCAAACUUUUGCUCAAAAUGGUAUUCCCAAAAGCGAAACGAACAUCCAGUUAUACGUGAAAGACUUGGGUCCUCAAAUCUCGUGGAGAACCGUUUUUUUGGUUGAAUAUUUUGGACCUUUUAUCUUCCAUCCAUUGUUUUAUUUCGUUCAAUCAUUGUACAAUGUCCCACCAUUCAGUCAUACCAAGACCCAGAAACUUGCAUAUGCUAUUGUGUUAUUACACUUUGCCAAGCGUGAGUAUGAAACUUUGUAUGUUCACAAAUUUUCUAACGCAACCAUGCCCAUUUUCAACAUUUUCAAAAAUUCAACGCACUACUGGAUCUUAUCCGGGUUUAACUUGGCAUAUUUCGUUUAUGGUCCGUCUUUUGGCUAUACAGGUUUAAUGAGUUUUGUGUUUCAUGUCAAUGAAUUGCCUAGCUGGGUUACUUACUCUCUUAUUGCAGUAUGGGCUUUUGCAGAGAUUUCAAACUACAAAACUCACAAGAUAUUAAGUCAAAUUAGAGAUCAAGAUGUUAAGAGAUAUGUUAUUCCUCAUGGUUACGGUUUCAAUCUUGUUUCUUGUCCCAACUAUUUCUUUGAGUCCUUGUCAUGGCUUGUGUAUGCAUUGUUGGUUGGUAAUUGGGCUGCAUGGAUAUUUUUCUUUGUUAGCACGGGACAGAUGUGGCUUUGGGCCGUAAAGAAACACAAGAGAUAUUUGAAAACUUUUGGAGACGAUUACAAAAAGUUGAAAAGAAAGGUAUUUAUUCCAUAUAUUUUGUAA